AAAUAUCAGACGGUCUGUUUAGUCUAUCGUUUACCUCUGUCUUAACGUGUGACCUUUGAGAGAAACUCUAGAAGUAACGAGUGAUAGUUCCAAUUGGGGAAAUACUUCUUGUGGGCAACCAGAACUUAUCUGGUGAACCAGCGAGAAAAACCUCUGAUGGUGUGUACAACGAGCGCAAACAGUGGAAGCAGUGAGAGCUGAAAAAGGAUGCAAGGAAUUUUGAAAAUUAAGUUGGGUAGGGCAGAAGCUGCAUCUGUUUGUUCCAUUUCCAAACAACUGUUCUGAAUGAGUUGUGUUUAAAACGGUGUAAUCGGAUGCUUUGCUCACUCUAAUAAAAAUAAGAAGGGAAGUAAAAAAUAGUGAAUGGUGUGUGAAAAAAAAGUUCUAAUGUUUCGGGGCUAAAUAGAGAAAGAUGAAAAUAAUAAACAAGUAAAUAGUGGAUGAUAAAGUGCGAUGAGUGAGCCUUGCUGAAUUGCACUGAAAAUACAGUACGCCACAACUAAUAGUUCCGCAUUUGUGCAUUUUGUACCGAAAUUUGGGAAAGCAGCAUCAACAUAUAUAAAAUCAAUCAAUUAAACAAUAAAAAAUAAACAUAUAUAUUUAGUCGAACAAGUGAAAAUAAAAAAUUGUCAAUUAGUGAAUUUUACAACCAACCAAGUAGUCGGAGUUUUACCGUGGAAGAUGUAGAUAUGAAAAUGCUAUGAGUGCCCAGGGGGGCUCCCCAGGGGUCCCAUCUUUGGGUGAUCGCAGAUCUCCGCUACCAGGGGAUUUGUUUCAGAUUCACAACGACUUAUCGAUGAACAACAUGGCGAUGCAUUCGCAAUCUUCAUGGAACCAAAUGAAUGGAAUUAGCCAAAUGGUUGGCAUGAAUCAUCAAAUGGGUGGCGGAGGAGGUAGCGGUAAUGGCACUCUAAACCAGAUGAACGCUGGAAUGAAUCCAAUGGGUCAGAUCAGUGGUAAUGGUGGUGGAGCAGCUGGAGGUGGAGGAAAUAUGGGCGGAAUGGCAGGUAUACAAAUGAGUCAAAUUGGAUCGAUGAAUGGGAUGAGUAACUAUGGCAGGCAUCACCAACAAAUGAAUCCAAUGGCACAGAUGAUGAAUAUGGGUAUAGGCAUGGGUGGUCAAAUAGGACCCGGUACCGGGAUAAACGGAAUAAAUCAGAUGAACAGCAUGAAUCCACUUAGUCAAAUGAAUCAGAUGUCCCCGAUGUCAAAGAUGCAAGGAAUGGCCAAUGGUUAUCCUCCACACCCGAGACGAAUGACACCUUACCCCAAUCCACAGAUGCAGAUUGCACAAAAAAGGUCAAUGUAUGGAAUGGGCCAACAAGCGAUUCCUGGAGCAGCUUCACAGUUUCCACCUCAUCAAUCAGCCGGAGUUCCUUUACCGAUGCAAGCUAAUACCGGUUACGGAAGGCAUGGACCGAUGCCGAUAAACUACCGCGGGGGACCUCCAAUGAUGCAGCAACGACAGAACACUCCUCCCUACAGUGCCAACACUGGCCAUAGUCAACAGUAUUACAAUGCGGGUUAUCAAAAUAUGCAAGGCUAUCAACCGGACAUUCGAAUGAAUUACCAGCACAGUCCUGUGCCCGGUAAUCCUACCCCUCCGCUCACCCCUGCCUCUUCCAUGACACCAUACAUAAGUCCGAACCCAGACCUCAAGCCAAAUUUACCACAUAAAGACGAAGAGCUACGACUUACCUUCCCUGUAAGGGACGGUAUUCUGUUGCCACCGUUUCGACUAGAACAUAACCUAGCCGUCAGCAAUCAUGUUUUCCAGUUGAAAUCAACAGUGUAUAACACCCUUAUGUGCCGGCCGGAUCUUGAAUUACAGCUAAAGUGUUUUCACCACGAAGAUCGACAGAUGAAUACCAACUGGCCAGCCAGUGUACAAGUGUCUGCCAACUCGACUCCACUGGAGAUCGAUCGUGGUGAUAACAAGAACUCCCAUCGUCCUCUGUACUUGAAGCAGGUCUGCCAACCAGGUCGAAAUACUAUCCAGAUAACUGUUAGCACGUGCUGUUGUUCUCAUCUGUUUGUACUUCAAUUGGUACAUAGGCCAUCUGUAAACCAUGUAUUGCACACACUACUAAAACGUAACCUCCUCUCAGCAGAACAGGCGGUGGCAAAAAUUAAACGAAAUUUUGCCAUUGGUCAUACAACAAAUCAACCUCUAGGUGUUGAAAAGGAUUCUCUUGAGUCUGCGGCCUCAAAUAAAGUUUCCCUUAAAUGUACUAUCACCUCGAAGCGAAUAACAUUACCUGCCCGUGGCCAUGACUGCAAACACAUUCAGUGUUUCGACGUAGAGGCAUAUCUAGCUCUCAAUUGUGAACGCGGUAGCUGGCGAUGUCCUGUGUGCAAUAAACCUGCCUUGACCGAAGGUCUUGAGAUCGAUCAAUACAUGUGGGCAAUCCUCAACACACUCAAUUCUUCCAACACUCCAAAUGGCAUGGAAACAGAAGAGGUUGUUAUCGAUUCUCAGGCUAAUUGGCGGGCGAUAAAACCAGCAAAUGGAGCCAAUCCAGCGCUUCCGGGUAGCAAUACUCCAGGUGCUGACGGCAGCAUACGGGGAAGAUCUACUCCGGUUUUAGCAGGCAUCAAAACAGAGUCAGAUGGGGAAAGCAAGCAGUUUAGCAAGGUGAUGUCUCCAGGGUCGACCUCGUUACCCACGUGGGAUAACAUGAAUGCAAUGAGUCCUUAUAUGAGUCCUGAUAUGAGUUCCAUUGCAAGCGGUAGCAUGAUGAGUUCAAAUAACUACAAUCAACGAACGCAGUUUGAUUCAUUCGGCAACCCUCUCAAACAAGAAGUUUUCGGAAAUCCUACUAAACAGGAAGCGAACUCUAACUCGCAAGGCAUAGUUACCAGUAGUGGCUCCGGGAGCGCUGGAGACUUCGGGAACAACCCACUGGUGCAUUUAAGCGAUUCAGUCAAUUCACUUGAUCCUCUGAAUGCUAUGGAAAAAUCAUUGAACGAUCAGAUGCCACACACACCUCAUACGCCACAUACACCCGGAGGUGGAAACUCUUCGGGACACCCAUUGACUCCAGGCGGUCCACCCAGUGUACCACCGGCAAGUGACAACAAUUCCAGUCAAGCAGGUAAUGUUGGAAACAGCAACAACAACAGCAGCAGUAGUGGUAACAACAGUAACAACAAUAGUUCAAAUAACAAUAGCAGUAGUAGCAGUUCUGGUAAUGCAAACAGUAACAAUCAAAAUAGCAGUAGCCAUAGUAACCCUAGUGCUAGCAAUUUUAUGCACUCACCACAGCAUCAGCAGCAACAAACUCUGGGCAUGGCUAACAAUCCAGCAGUUAAUAUCAUGAAUUCACCUCAGAGUUUGAUGAAUUCUCCGCAAAACAUGAUGAACUCUCCGCAAAGUGUGAUGAAUUCGGCGAACAAUCUUCAGCAAAAUUUGAUUAAUACGAUGAACACGAUGAUACAAAACCAGCAACAGGUUGGAUUGGUCGGUUUAACGGAUGUCAAUCUACCAGCAGAUUUAAACUUUGAUCCUGCUGCAGUUAUCGAAGGUGAAGGGGGCAAUGAUUUAAAUUUGCUUCCGGACAAUGUGGUUGAUCCAAUGGAACUGCUAUCUUACCUAGAUCCGCCACCGGAUCUCAAUACGCCACCCUCUAGCGGCUCUAGUAACAAUGCCAAUAGUGACGACAUUUUGGCAGCUCUCUUCGACUAGAGAGCAUUGCAUAUGAUACUACACUGAUAGGAAAAUCGUAUUUCAAGCUAAAAUGUGAUGGUUCUUGUUUUUGUUUUCAUUCAACUGUCAGGAUACUGUCAAAGUUGUUUGUACAGAACGAUUAAUUGUUUUUCUAAAUGUGUAAAAAAUACUGCUUGAUUCGAUGGAAAUGCAAAACAAAACUGUAAAAACAAACGCUAAAUUUAAGAACAAAUAAACAUGUAUGAAAUGUGAUUUCGAAUGUGGCGUUAAUUCAAAUCAUAGGUAACAAACGAACCAACAAAUAAUAGAAUCUUGAAGUGAUAGCCAAAAUAGUUUCGCGACGCACUACUUAUUUUUUUAUUAGGAAGACGUGAAAUGCUUACAGCAUCAAUUUGUAAUUUAAUAUUUAUUUUCCAUGAAAUAGUUUUUAGUCUUUUGUAAAAAGAAGAUUAUUUAUUUUGUACAAAAAAGGCCACAGAUGACGAAUAGUAUAUUAUUUCGGCUUUUAUGUUGAUAAAACAUGGAUCGACUCUGUUUUAUAGAGAUUAAAAUGAUCUUAAAUUCUAAUUCGAAGAGGAAAAAAAAUUAAAAGUAACAGAAUUGUUUAAGUGAAAUGUUAAACUUAAUGAUAUUAAAUUUUAAUCAAAUGUGUACAAAAAUGGAAAAUUUUGCUAACUUAAUUCAAUAUGAAUACAGCUAAAUAAAUUAAAAAUAAGUCUCACGCAUAUAUAUGCAUAUUUAAAACAAGCUGACGACACUUAAAGAAUAGCCUGCAAAUAAAUCGAACAAGUACACUCAAAAAGUGGAAAAUGGUUAUAAUUUUCGCUCUCUUAAAUGUUCGUAGAGUAUUAAAAUUAAUCAACCUAUAUUUCUUACACAAAUAUACAAUCGAUACAAUCUGAAAAAAAAAUAUUCGAAGCGAACGAUUGUCACAAAAUUAGUAAAACCUGCAAAAUAAUUGCAAAGGAGUAAUAGAAAAUGAACGGCUUCAACUUUGUGACCUUUAAUUUAUUAUAAAAAAAUAUUUCAAAAAUAACCAUUGAUCAGUCAAAAGGAUGCCAAACCUGCGGUCAGUAUGUUUUGCACUCCAAACCAAGAAAAAAGUUCCUUAAUUUAUUUCUCCCAAUUGCAUGUUAUAAGUUUAGCUUUUCACAUAUGGCUCACAAGGGGGCCAGUUUUGCUUAUUUGUUCAUUUCUUAGAACAGAUUAAUAGUCCCACAAAAAUGACAUUUAACAAUUCCUCGAAACUAUGGGAAACAUUAAAUGAUUCCUCUCGCGACAUCAAAGUUCCAAGCGUAAUAGAGUAGUAAUUUAUUGUAUUUUUGUAUCCCUGAACAAACCCUAUAAACUGCAUCCAAAAAUUUUUUUUAUCAUUUGCGAGUAAUGAGCGAAAAUCAUACCAUAUUUAUUUAUGGUUUCAAAAUAAUUGAUCGUAAAAUCAGUAAUCCAAAUAACAAAAGUGAUAGUUAUUUAUAUUUAAAUGUAAAGCAUCACUAUGAUAACUGAAACGCGAAACAUGUUCUAAAGAACAACAAACCACAAGGUAAAUAAAAAAUCAAAAUCUUGAGAGAUAAAAAUUGAGAAUUGAUGAACUGAAAUACCAGUUAGUAUUUUUAAGUGCAUCAAAAUAUAUCAAACAACAUUCUAUCGUUUUCACCCUGAUGAACUAACUAAAAGUUUGAAAAAAGUCUUCACGAGAAUAUAAUACACGAGUUUUUUGCUCAGAAAACUAUUAAAAAUAAGUUACAUAUUUAUUGCUUCCUUUUUCUGAGAAAAUGUGCUACAUUGUUUUGAUUCUUUAUGAAUAAAGUAUUCAGAAAAUGCUUACAGAACUUCACUGCCGGCGAUAGUUUAAGAGAAACAAAAAUAAUGAAUUAAAUAAAUUAUUUCAGGUAUUUUUUGUAAUAUACUUCUUGGUUGCAUUCAACUACUGGUAAAACUACUUAACCCUCUAGUACCCAAAUUAAUUUUUAGACGGACUUCGAAAAAAUCACUAUUAAGCCUCAUAAACAAGUUCUUAUUGAAGCUUUUUAGAGGUUCGACUGAAGACCGCCUUGAGGCGGCACUGGGCACUAGAGGGUUAAUAAGGUUGCUUUGCCGUGUGUGGUUUUUUAAACCAUCUUCCACGGUAUCAAUUACCUUGCUUUCUUCUGAACCACCAUAACUGAACUUUAUUUGUUGUAACACCUACAUUUUUCCAAUUUUUCUUUCAGAGAUUAAAACAAUGUAAUCGUAAUAUG
Messenger RNA from Wyeomyia smithii (pitcher-plant mosquito), 5907 nucleotides. RefSeq names its product zinc finger MIZ domain-containing protein 1 (gene tna). NCBI's taxonomy places the organism in Eukaryota, Metazoa, Arthropoda, Insecta, Diptera, Culicidae. Bases 701 to 3685 code for a protein of 994 amino acids. The transcript has 11 exons. The record is from RefSeq and is a predicted model, not a curated record. Gene Ontology annotation, molecular function: zinc ion binding; SUMO ligase activity. Gene Ontology annotation, biological process: regulation of transcription by RNA polymerase II; protein sumoylation.